AUGAUGAUCAAAGAAAACAAAGGUUGUGGUGAUGAUAGUGAAGUAAACCCUUCAAAUACUAUUACUCCUUAUCUAUGUGAUGAUAUCGUAAACGACAUACUGAGCAGACUUCCGGUUAAAUCACUCAUGCGCUUCAAAUUGGUAUGUAAAGAUUGGCAAAACUCAAUUCAGAAUGAUUUAUAUUUUAUGUAUUUACAUCUUACUAAUUCUAAAGAACGUCAUGACCCCGGUGUUAUGGAUCUCAUAUUUAAAACUAGUACUAAACCUAUCUCCCCAGGGAGCCGGGGAUCUGAUUUGUGCUUGGCAAAUGUAUGUAGAACGAAUAAACAUCAUCAUAAUAAACCAGUAGUUGCGGCUCGUCAUAGGUAUAAGAGUCUUUAUAACACCCCGGAGUUUUGGGGAAUUUUCAUGAGACCUUUGAAUGGCUUAAUAUGUUUUGUUAAAAAACAUGAAGGCUAUAUCCGAGUCGCGAAUAUAACUACAGGAGAAGAAACACCAUGGGUCAAAGCUACUUUGAAAGAUGACUAUGAGAUUAAUAUUUGGCGAUAUAAAUGUGAUUGGUGGACUGGUUUUGGUUACGAUCCAGCUACUAAACAACACAAAGUUAUCUGCAUAUAUAAGAAACAUUAUUUGGAUGCCCAACGGAAGGAUAUUGGUGAGGUUGAAGAGGUUUGUUAA
Papaver somniferum (opium poppy) is the source of this 678-nucleotide messenger RNA. Its product is annotated as putative F-box protein At3g52320. The coding region runs from base 1 to 678 and encodes 225 amino acids. NCBI's taxonomy places the organism in Eukaryota, Viridiplantae, Streptophyta, Magnoliopsida, Ranunculales, Papaveraceae. The record is from RefSeq and is a predicted model, not a curated record. The transcript has a single exon. Gene Ontology annotation, molecular function: protein binding.